GGAGGAGGAGCCAACUCUGCAGAGGCGGCCACUAUGGAUCCUGUCGUUCUGCUGCCCCACAACGAGACAGAGCUCCAGCAUCAGAGCGUCUCCCUCUCUCUGCCAGCCACUGCGCAUCUCCAACUUAUUAUGCCCCACUAGCAACAAGAUGUCAUCAUCAUCAUCAGCCACAUCGUCCUCCAACUCAUCCAGCAAUGGACAAGGGAAGUCCAAAUCCAAGUCUCUGUUCAGGAAGAGGGCGAGCCUGCAGAGCACGGCCAUCCUUGACCUUGGUGGUUCAUCAAACCAAAAGCCCCUCCGGCCUCAGCGAUCCCUACCUGGCACACCAGUUUCCGGGAUUAACUACCCAAUUGACCUGCGCACAUCAAUGGAGGAGAAAUAUAAAGAAAUAGCCGAGGAGCUGUUCUCACGCAGCAUGGCUGAGAGUGAGAUGCGCAGCGCUCCGUACGAGUUCCCGGAGGACAGCCCCAUAGAGCAGCUGGAGGAGCGGCGUCACCGCCUGGAGAGGCAGAUCAGUCAAGACAUCAAGCUUGAGCCAGAGAUCUUGCUCCGCGCCAAACAGGACUUCAUGAAAAUCGACAGUGCUGCAGACCUAGAGUUAAUGAAGGAGACGGAUGUAGACAGCGUGGACAAUGGCUUCACAAUGAGGGAGAUGCCGAUGGAGAGGGAAUACCAGCGGGUCUCCAUAUCAGGAGAAGAGAAAUGCGGGGUGCCGUUUACUGAUCUUGUCGAUGCCGCCAAAUGCGUUGUGAAAGCUUUAUUCAUCCGGGAGAAAUACAUGCACCAUUCCCUGCAGUCGUUUUGUAAAACCACCGCCAUCGCUUUGGAGGAGCUGGGAUUUCAGUCGCAAGAGCCAGGAGACAAUGAACACAUAGCGGAGACACCUGUUGAUGCAGACGCCCCAGUUCACCCACCUGUAUCCGAGACUCACCCCUACGACAAUCUGGACCCCAAGAAUCUGCCGGCAGAUGCAGGAUACACAUGCAAGAUGGUAGAUGGAGUCGUCCACGUUUACACCAAGAAAAGCGAGACGGACAAACACGCAGAACUUGACCUGCCGUAUCCAGAUCUCAAAGAAUAUAUCGGAGACAUGAACGUCAUGAUGGCUCUCAUCAUCAACGGACCUGUGAAGUCUUUCUGCUACCGUCGCCUUCAGUACUUGAGCUCCAAAUUUCAGAUGCACAUCCUCCUGAAUGAGAUGAAGGAGCUGGCUGCUCAGAAGAAAGUCCCGCACCGAGACUUCUACAACAUCCGGAAGGUGGACACGCACAUCCACGCGUCUUCCUGCAUGAACCAGAAGCACCUGCUGCGCUUCAUCAAGAGAGCCAUGAAGAAGUAUCCUGAGGAGAUAGUCCACGUUGAGAAUGGACGGGGUCAGACUCUGAAGCAAGUCUUUGAGAGCAUGAACCUGACAGCCUUUGACCUCAGCGUUGACACGCUGGACGUUCACGCGGACCGUAACACCUUCCAUCGGUUCGACAAGUUCAAUGCCAAGUACAACCCAAUAGGAGAGUCGAUCCUGAGAGAGAUCUUCAUCAAGACAGACAACCACAUUGAAGGGAAAUACUUUGCUCACAUAGUCAAGGAGGUGAUGGCUGACCUGGAGGAGAGCAAAUACCAGAACUCAGAACUGCGCCUCUCUAUUUACGGCCGCUCCAGAGACGAAUGGGACAAACUCGCCAAGUGGGCCAUCAAACACCGUGUGUACUCGGACAACGUGCGCUGGCUGGUCCAGGUGCCGCGCCUUUUUGAUGUGUACCACACAAAGAAGCAGCUGGCUAACUUCCAGGAGAUGCUGGAGAACAUCUUCAUGCCUCUGUUCGAAGUCACCAUCAACCCACGCAGCCAUCCUGAGCUGCACCUCUUCCUGGAUCACGUGGUGGGCUUCGACAGCGUCGAUGACGAGUCUAAACCUGAACAUCACAUUUUCAACCUGGACAGUCCGCUGCCCGCCAACUGGACCGAAGAAGACAACCCGCCCUACUCCUACUACCUCUACUACACCUACGCCAACAUGACUGUGCUCAACCACCUGAGGAGACGGCGAGGCUUCCACACCUUUGUGCUGCGACCUCACUGUGGAGAGGCGGGGCCCAUUCACCACCUGGUGUCGGGCUUCAUGUUGUCAGAGAACAUCUCUCACGGACUGCUGCUCAGAAAGGCGCCGGUGCUUCAGUACCUGUACUACUUGGCGCAGGUCGGCAUCGCCAUGUCUCCGCUCAGCAACAACAGUCUCUUCCUUAGCUACCAUCGCAAUCCCCUGCCGGAGUAUCUGUCGAGGGGACUCAUGGUCUCGGUCUCCACUGACGACCCACUACAGUUCCACUUCACCAAGGAGCCUCUAAUGGAAGAGUACAGUAUAGCUACUCAAGUCUGGAAGCUGAGCUCCUGUGACAUGUGUGAGCUGGCCAGAAACAGCGUCCUGAUGAGCGGCUUCUCCCACAAGGCCAAGAGUUAUUGGCUGGGCCCGAACUACAGCAGGGAGGGUCCCGAGAGCAACGACAUCCGCCGCACCAAUGUCCCGGACAUCCGCGCGGCAUACCGCAGCGAGACCCUCACAGAGGAGCUGGACCUCAUCAUUCACGCCGUUUGCACAGAGAAGCUGGACACGAUUGACGAGGAGGAGGCUCUGUCCAUGAGCCCCUUCCCCGGACGGCGCUGACAAUCACCAGUCCAGUGAGCAGCGACAGGAAGUAAGAAGUUCUCGUCACAGUCGUACUCAUCACAACGGUGGCCACAAAUGAAGGGUGCCUCGUUUUUCAGUUGACAUUUGUGACACCUCCAUGUUGGUCAGCAGGUGAGGUCUGCUGGUCCUGCUGCUGAACCGCUGCUGAUGGAUCUGCCAGAGCUGUAGUCCACUGGAUCCACAGAUCUGCAUGUGAAACUGUCGUCCUGGUGUAGAACUUUAGUGUGGAUAUUCAGAAUCAUAGACACACGCCGCAUGACCUUCUGCGCACGAGCGCUGGCACUCGUGCGCAGCAGACAUCUGAUACUGAGACACUCGAGAAUCAUCUGCUGUAUAAUUCUGACCUACCAGCAGCCUUUAGCGUAUGAGUAGCAUCCAUCAUAGGACAGCACAAUCUAAAACAUGCAUGUUGUAGACAGACACUUAGAUUAACUGACGGUGAGACUUGAGUCACCUUGUUGUGACGUUAUUUACAACUUGAAAUUCAAUUUUUGCCACUUGUAACGUUAGUGUUCCCUGACCCCCAGUGGAAAUGUGAGGCAGGUGAAUUUACUGAAAUGGAGAGUCGAUCCCACCCGCUCAAACAAAAGCCAUGGACUCAUCACCAGCUGCACACACACACACUCACACACACACUCACAGAUCCGCAUGUUGCCCUCAGACUUCUUUAUCAAGCACUUUAGACUGAUCACGACAGAAAACCAGGUUUUUCCCGCAAACAUUAUAGUGGACUCUUGUCAUUCUUAUGUGAAAAGGGCAUCACGCCCACCUGCUCUUGGACCCUGGGUUUUUAUGGGAAGAACAAAGACCUUGACCAGUGCCCGUAUUCCACCCUGUGAUGGUGGUUUGUCGCCCCCACAACGCUUGCUGUAGGGCUGCACCAUUAUGGCCAUAAUCACGACUCUCACAGGCUCAGCAAAAAAAGUCGAUGAUUGACAGGCCUCACUCAGACUGCAGCACUGCAGCGCUGUUUUGUUGAGUUCAAUGUGAAACCUUGUCUAACUGUUUGCAUGUAAAGGUCCGACAUGUGAGAGUAGGUUUGAAAUUUCCUUCAAGAUCCAAGCAAAUGGUCACAUUCUGCAGCCCUGUGAAGUCGUCUGGCUAUCGAGAAAUAGAAAUCUGAUGGUGAAAAUCCUGUGCAGACCUAGCUUGCAGCAGCCUGUUAUCCCUUGCACAGGGGUGACACUCACCAACCCCGGAGUUCCUUUUCCAUCCCACGUCCGACACCAUUUGCCCUGUCAAACAUCCUGCCCGAUGGCCUCAAGCGACCCGCCCACUCCUGACACCACUGGUCAUGAGGAGUGGCGCUUCCCCACCCCAGCACCAGGCGACAAGCUCUUUGCCAUGGUUCCCAGUGGCCCAGGAAAGCAGGGCAGACCAAACAGAUCCCAACACUUCUAGGACAGUGUCAUCCACGUGGCGACCGUGUAAAGCUGCUGAACGAAGUUGCAUGUUUAAGCCCGUCACCCUAUUCUCCGCCCCUUGCUGUCCUUGAGUAGAACUCACCGCGUCACAGUGCCUUCCUACUGUAGCGAUGGGCACCGCACGGCCUCCUGGUGUUUCGUCCUGGCCACCUCCUGAGCCUCCGCGGUGGAGGCCGGCGACUGCAUGCUCUGUGAAUGUAGCUUAACCCCCACACGAGGAGCAGCGUGGUUGCUCUUGCACGGAUGAAUGAUUCACCGAGUGGAGACUCGGUGAUUGGUGAGACUGUGGGUGUGUGGAACUGAACCAGUGCUGGGCCGCAGUUUCUCCCCUGCAUGUUACUUGUUGCAUUCUGAAGCAAUUCUUGUCACAGUGGGAUGUAAAGCCAGAGACGAUUGCACUUUCACGCCCUCUGCUGUUGAAAGCACACAGUGGAAAUGGUUCGCUCGCGUUAUGCAGUGUCCUGUUGUCAGCACAUACUUGUAGCAUCCAAAAAUCAAAGGGACGCGGAGAAGACAAAAGUAUUUUUUUAAAGUCGACAGAGCCGAUAUUUUGUACGGGCAAUAUUUUGGAAUCCAAGUGUGACGUUUAUGAGGUCAUUUCUUUUGUUCUUCUCUCCAAUGCUGAUUUCCUCGCUCUGUUGGAUUUGAGCGCCAUGUUUGAUGCACUCAGCUGUAUUUCCAUUGUUGCGCCAUGCUAACUGUGAGCUAUGCUAGCUAGCCGCGACACGUUAACAAAAGCUAAUAGGGAGGUCUGAGCUUGGCCGCAGACGAUGUUCACAUUGUUCACACGUUCUGACUUGUUGACUUGGAAAAGAAAAGUUGAUUGUCCAGUUUGAAUGUUCAGCCACGUGUUGUGAGUCGUGCUUACCAAACCGUUUACUCCAAAACAUGAAGUGGCACUUCAGAUCAAACUCGCUGAUCCAACAUUGUGUCUUCAUCUGCCUCCUAACACAAUCAGCUGACAUGAGGAAGGAGGCAAAAUUAGUAGUUAAAUAUAAAUAAACAACUAGCCUUUUGUGUGAUGCAAAUUGUACGAUCUAUUAAGGAAUCAUUUUAUUUUUCUUUUAGUGUUCAUUUUAAGCCAUUUAUACAUCUGAGUAUAAAAUCUUGUUAUAGUGUUAUCUAGAGUUGCAUGUUGGCCACGGAUCUGCUGGUGCACGGGCAACACGGUGCACUCUACCUCACACAUGCUCCUGCAGGAGCCAGUGCCCUUCCACCUCCCACCCGUCCACUGACCGACCACAGUGGACCUCGUGGGUCUGACCAGAUCAAACGUCCACACGUUCAGACGUCCACGACGCUGCACAGAUGAGGAUUCAUAUUUUGGAUGUUUCCCAGUUUCCUUUUCAACUCCGCGCCGAUGCCUGAAUGUGACGUGUCACCGGCUCAGAUGCCGCUCCAAUUGUUCAUGUAGUGGGCGAACAUUACAAUAAAGCAUGUUUAACCAUUCCA
Messenger RNA from Synchiropus splendidus (mandarinfish), 5562 nucleotides. Its product is annotated as AMP deaminase 2-like. Bases 149 to 2662 code for a protein of 837 amino acids. Gene Ontology annotation, cellular component: cytosol. The record is from RefSeq and is a predicted model, not a curated record. Gene Ontology annotation, molecular function: AMP deaminase activity. Lineage: Eukaryota; Metazoa; Chordata; Actinopteri; Syngnathiformes; Callionymidae. Gene Ontology annotation, biological process: AMP metabolic process; IMP salvage. The transcript is spliced from 18 exons.